This is a messenger RNA of Archocentrus centrarchus (flier cichlid), 4011 nucleotides long. RefSeq names its product mannosidase endo-alpha like (gene maneal). Lineage: Eukaryota; Metazoa; Chordata; Actinopteri; Cichliformes; Cichlidae. The record is from RefSeq and is a predicted model, not a curated record. The coding region runs from base 751 to 2079 and encodes 442 amino acids. Gene Ontology annotation, molecular function: alpha-mannosidase activity. The transcript has 4 exons.
CUGUUGGGCACUGGUCGCCCCUCAUACACGUCUUUCCGGUCAGGGUUAAUUUCGCCUCCGUCCUGCUCGCAUUGAAGAAACAAACGCUUCAUUCUGUCGUCUUGGUUUUUAUUCAGUAGAAUCAAAGUGUCUUGUUUGCUUGAUUUCUGUAAAGAAACGGAAUACUCUCAAAAAAAAAAACAAAAAAAAACAAAAAACGGAUCCGCUCUCUGACGGGAGGCGCAGAUGCAACAGCUCGGUGGUGGAGAAGGAGACUCAGACAGACGGCGCCAAACACCGACUGGAUGGAAUACAAAGCCAACCGGACUCCGUUCGCUUCGGCUGAGAUGAAGCCCCGGCUAUGAUCAGACGGCUUGGUGUUUUCAAAAGAGACCCGAGAAAAGAAAUCAGUUUUUUUUUUUAAUAAUUUCCUUUGGAGAGUACAAAGGACAUGAAUAAAAAUUAACAGCAUGAUGGCUGUGCAGAAGGAGGCGGUUUAUUGAAGCAACGCAGAGCAAAAUGUCCCCAGGUCCUGACAAUCGGAGUGAAAGCAGUGUGUUGUGGUUAUCCUGCGUCUUACAGGCUCCAUUAUGCACCAGCGGCUGCGGCUACUAAAUGCGUUCAUUCCGUCAGCUGCUCUGUGCCUGUUCGUGCUGUAAGACGAUGACUGCGUUCAGGGGCUGGAGCUGCCAUUAAGAAGCACCGGUGUCAGUCCCCCCGCUGGCUUCUAGACCGUCUGUUCUUCCUGCGGCAGCACCACGGACAGCGACGAUGACUCGGCUGCGCAGGAAAGCUCUGGUUGCACUUUUCCUCUUCACGCUCUUCAUUUUUGGCACCAUGAUGGGGCUGAGGACGCUCAAACCCAGCGACGGCUUUUCGGACCUGGCGCCUGGUAUGGACUUUAUGGGGGAGAGGUCCGAGAGGAGGCGGCUGGAUGUGAAAGACGUGGUGGUUUCCCCGGACCAAUUCCACAUGAGCAGCAGCGACACGAAGGUGGUUUUCACCAGAUCUGACCGAGAGUACAGUAUAUUCUACGAUGUCCACAUCUUCUACUACUUGUGGUAUGGCUCUCCCAGCAUGGACAACAAGUACAUCCACUGGGAUCACGUGCUGGUGCCACACUGGGACCCAAAGAUUGCUGCCAGUCACGCUCAAGGAAAGCACACGCCCCCAGAAGACAUUGCCUCGAGUUUCUACCCUGAGCUGGGACCCUACAGCUCGAGGGAUCCAAAUGUGUUGGAGUCACAUAUGGCCCAGAUAGAAGCGGCUGCGGCGGGGGUGCUGGUUUUGUCCUGGUAUCCUCCCGGGGUGGCUGACGACCACGGGGAGCCCACAGAGGACCUGGUUCCUACUGUUAUGGACGCAGCCCACAGGCACAGCAUCAAGGUGGCUUUUCACAUACAGCCGUACAAGGGCAGGACGGACCAGAGCAUGUAUGACAACAUCAAAUAUAUUAUCGACAAGUAUGGAAAACAUGGCGCCUUCUACAAACUCAGGUCAACCACAGGGCGAGUACUGCCUCUGUUUUACGUCUAUGACUCCUACCUGACGCCACCUGAGUCCUGGGCAGAACUUCUUACAGCUAAAGGCUCCCACAGCAUCAGAGGCACGCCUUAUGAUGGGAUUUUUGUAGCGCUCAUUGUUGAGGAGCGUCACAAAUAUGACAUCCUAGCCAGCGGCUUUGACGGCAUGUACACGUACUUUGCCUCUAAUGGCUUUUCCUUUGGCUCAUCCCACCAGAACUGGAAAGCCAUCAAGGCUUUUUGUGAUGCAAACAAUUUGUUGUUUAUCCCAAGUGUCGGUCCUGGGUAUGUAGAUACUGCUGUUCGACCGUGGAACAACCAUAACACCAGGAAUCGUGUUAAUGGACGUUACUAUGAGACUUCUCUGCAGGCAGCUCUGUCUGUCAGGCCAGAAAUCGUCACCAUUACGUCCUUCAACCAGUGGCAUGAAGGCACACAAAUAGAGAAGGCUGUACCCAAGAAAACAGUGACCCGUUUGUAUCUAGAUUAUCAGCCCAACCAACCAGACCACUAUUUGGAGCUUACGCGCCAGUGGGCUGAAAACUUCAACAAAGAGAAGGACAAGUGGCUGAUGUGAGCACGGCUUCAGCUGAGCGGACAGUCUGAGCACCGUUACAGAAUGACGCUGAGCUAGCGCCCGCUCUUUAAAGAUAGCACAUCUGUGUCCAUCCACUUACCUUUUCUUUCCCCAGUCAGAGCACUCCUCAUGAGAUUUUCCCCAAAUGCUCUCUUACUGUUUUGAUUGACUAUCAUUUUUUGUACAUGUUAACAAUGCCGUUCAUUUGCCGAUGCUUCAGGGUCACAAUGAUAAACAGCUAAUAAUGGAUUUGUGAUUAAUAUGGGUUUAUGACUACAAAAAAAAGUGGCUAUGUGCAUUAACUCUGUGAGGUUUGUUUUUUUGUCGUAUUUUCCAAUGCUUCAAACUUUUUUUUCCUGUCUUUCCAUAGUGACAAAUUGAUUUGUAUGUCUGUUUAUGGUUGGAGAAUCAGUUGCUGAUAUGAAAGCGUGAAUGCAACUUUAAAUAAAGUUAGAAACCCCUAGGAAAGUUGCAGUGCAAGCUGCUCAGUCAAUAUAAAAUUUACCUAAUGGCUCAUUCACAUUAGAGUGAAAAUAGGACAUCAAAAUCCUGACGACUAGGAAAAAUCAGUUGUUGCCCAGUGAUUCCACUGAACAUUUUUGCUGUAAGAGUCCAAUUUUAAGUAGUUGCAGCAACCAACUGGUUACCCAGAGGUUGACAACACCCUCAAAUUCUGGGUGACCACGUGCUGGAAGGCAACAUGACUCCAAGCAAUCGCAGUCUCAGGCAGAUUGGAAAAGGUUUGCAAAUAAUUGCUGUUUAAUUUAUAAAGACAGGCCACCAGAGUCUGUCUGUGCCAGCAUCUGCAGCACAUCUGCAACUCAUCUGCAACUCAUCUGCAACGCCUCUCAUUGCAUUAGGAAUGGUUGCAGAUCCCCCAUGUUUGAAGCAACAGUUUCAAAGGCAACAACAUUGCACAGUUGGAAAAAUUUUGGUCGUGCUGCCAGCCACUGUUUUUAAUAGUGCGACUGUAGCAUAACAACCAAAAACCUGUUGAUUAUUCAGUGUCUUCUAUUUGCUCUCUGUUCCUGCUGCCUCAAAGCGGUCAAAAAUUAGUCAUUGCAUUUACAUUGCUGAAAGCUCAAAACUCUGAAUGUAUUUAAUGUAUUUUUUCCUAGUGAAUUCGUCAUAGCCCUAUGAUGGACUGGCGACUGUCCAGGAUAUACCCGCCUCUCACCCUAUGACAGCUGAGAUAUAAUCUGGCUCCCUGGCAACCCUGAUUUUAGAUAAGCAGCUAAGAAAAUUGAUGGAUUUUAUCAUAGUUGGUUACACAGAUCAAUUAUAGGCCAGUCACUGAGUGAACAGUCGCUACAAGUAAAUGGUAAAUGGACUGGUUCUUGUAAAUAAUGCUUUUCUACUUUUCUUGAGCACUCUGUAACAUGCCUGAUUCACCCAUUCACACUCCAAUGAAUGCAUCAGAGAGCAGCUUGGGGUUCAGUAUCUUGCCCAAGGAUGCUUUGGCACGCAGACGGGAGCAGCUAGAGAUUGAACCACCAACCUUCCAAUUAGUAGGUCCUGCUCUCUCUCCUGAGCUGCAGCCAACCAAAAGUCUUCUACUCUGAUGGUAUUGUUGGAGAGGGUCCUUCAAAGUGCUGAUAUUGUAGUUCUACUCAAUGAGCAGAGAUUUAUCAUUAGUGAUACGAGCUACUUUCUGCUGCUCCCCUUAUUCACAGCCAAAUGUGUAAAUCACUACACUACAGAGCCGCUACCGUUAGUGGCUCAGUGAAAACUAAAUCACAGCUUACCUUCUAACAAAGCUCAUUUCAUUUAUGUUCAUCAGUCAAUUAAAAGUAAGGUGAGGGAGUUAAAUGGUGGUCAGUGUAGAAAUGAGAGCGGUCAAGAGGUGGGACAAAAUGUGGGUUGAGUAUGAGGGGGAAAAGAGUCAAACUGGGAUUAAUAAGGAACCAGGUGGUGUCACUGCCAAACACACAG